Molecule: messenger RNA, 1385 nt
Organism: Melanotaenia boesemani (Boeseman's rainbowfish)
Lineage: Eukaryota; Metazoa; Chordata; Actinopteri; Atheriniformes; Melanotaeniidae
Product: polymeric immunoglobulin receptor-like
Exons: 6
Coding region: 86-817 (243 amino acids)
Source: RefSeq, a predicted model, not a curated record
UGCUGUGAGCAGGACUGGAAAAGACAUCUACACUGAAGUAAAACUGGAAAUAAGACAAGAAUGGUGCUGUGUGAAGUCAAAGAACAUGAGCGGCAUUGUGGGACGUGCAGUAACUCUGCAGUGUCCUUAUCCACCACAACACCAGAACAACAGGAAGUUCCUCUGCAAAGGAGAAAAACACAACAGCUGCACAGAUAUGUUGAGUCAAAACAGGUUUACACUGCACAAUGUUUCCUCCAGCUCUUACUUGGUCACAAUCAAGGACCUGGAAGCAGGUGAUGCUGGGACGUACUGGUGUGGAUCAGAUGCACAGUGGAGUGUUGGAAACUACACCAAGAUUUAUCUGUCAGUAGAAUGGUGCUGUGUGAAGUCAACGAACAUGAGCGGCAUUGUGGGACGUGCAGUAACUCUGCAGUGUCCUUAUCCACCACAACACCAGAACAACAGGAAGUUCCUCUGCAAAGGAGACAAACACAACAGCUGCACAGAUAUGAUGAGUCAAAGCAGGUUCACACUGCACAAUGACGUGAACAGAUCUUUCUUGGUCACAAUCAAGGACCUGGAAGCAGGUGAUGCUGGGACGUACUGGUGUGGAUCAGAUGCACAGUGGAGUGUUGGAAACUACACCAAGAUUCAUCUGUCAGUAGAUGCAGUUCUUUAUGUGGUUUUCUAUGUACCUGGUGUGCUGCUGCUGAUGCUGACAUUUGUUCUGGUCAUAGUUUAUAAGCGCAAAUGUAACAGAGACAGAGGAAACAAAAACCAGCCCAAAACUGUGAACCCAGUGAUGGCUUUAGAAGAUACUUAUAUAGAGUGUUAAUGCACUCAUAGAUGAACAGCUGUUAACAUCCAGAUGAUGCUGAUGAGGUCCGACCGUACAACGGAAACUUCACUUAAGAGCAAUUCUACAACAAUGACUUUCAGAGUAAAGUUAAUAAAUAAAGAAGACUGUCUUGUUAGAAUACGUUUACAUUGACUUUAAAUACUUGUUUUCAUUUGCAAUAACUUUUAUUGAUUAGUGUUUAAAAAGAACAAUCUGCACUGAUUUAUUGAAAUCCUGGGUUAUUUAAUAUAAACACCCAAACUAAAAAGUUACCUGAUUGUUUGUGCUGUAAUAAACAUGUAAUAAACAAAAGUCAGUGAGACGUAAAUGUAAUUCCUUUAGUCAAUGUCUUUGCAUCUUAAUCAUCCUCAUUAAAUUUUGAGGUGUGACACAGCUGCAUCAUCGAACCCCUGUUUUGCUGCAACCUGCAGCUUUAGAUAAAAGUGUUUGUGACAACAUUUAAAUUUAUAACUCCAGUUUAAAAUGCAGGAUGCAUGAAUCACACUUCCUUCAUACAGUAUCUUUGUGUAUCUGUAAGGCUUCUUGAAUAAACGUUUUUCAAUCA